This is a messenger RNA of Microcebus murinus (gray mouse lemur), 3524 nucleotides long. It is a transcript of the gene GDE1, whose product is annotated as glycerophosphodiester phosphodiesterase 1. Lineage: Eukaryota; Metazoa; Chordata; Mammalia; Primates; Cheirogaleidae. The record is from RefSeq and is a predicted model, not a curated record. Gene Ontology annotation, cellular component: plasma membrane. Gene Ontology annotation, biological process: N-acylethanolamine metabolic process; phospholipid metabolic process; ethanolamine metabolic process. Gene Ontology annotation, molecular function: glycerophosphodiester phosphodiesterase activity.
GCUGGACAGCCGGGUCUCCUCUGAAUGUGUCCGCCGCCGCCAUUGUGCGGCGCUAGUUCCCUCAGAGGGUACCAGCUGUGGCCAGUGCCUCGAGCGCUUCCCCUCGCUUCUCGCUCUCCUGUGCUGGGAGCCCGGCAGGCCCGGGACUCCUGUCCGUGCCGGUGCGGGCGCCGGCAUGUGGCUGUGGGAGUACCAGGGGGGCCUCUUGGGCCCCUUCUCCUUCCUGCUGGUGCUGCUGCUGCUGCUGACGCGCAGCCCCUUCAAUGCCUGUGUCCUCACAGGCAGCCUCUUCAUCCUGCUGCGCUUCUUCAGCUUUGAGCCGGUGCCCUCCUGCAGGGCCCUGGAGGUGCUCAAACCCCGGGACCGCGUUUCAGCCAUCGCCCAUCGCGGCGGCAGUCACGACGCCCCCGAGAACACGCUGGCGGCCAUUCGGCAGGCAGCUAAGAAUGGAGCAACAGGUGUGGAGUUGGACAUUGAGUUUACUGCUGACGGAGUUCCUGUCUUAAUGCACGAUAACACAGUAGACAGGACAACCGAUGGGACUGGUCGAUUGUGUGAUUUGACAUUUGAACAAAUUAGGAAGCUUAAUGCUGCAGCAAAUCACAGACUUAGGAAUGAUUUCCCUAAUGAAAAGAUCCCUACCCUGAGGGAAGCUGUUGCAGAGGCCCUAAACCAUAACCUCACAAUCUUCUUUGAUGUCAAAGGCCAUGCACAUAAGGCUACUGACGCUCUAAAGAAAAUGUAUAUGGAAUUUCCACAACUAUACAAUAAUAGUAUUGUCUGCUCCUUCUUGCCAGAUGUUAUCUAUAAGAUGAGACAAACAGAUCCGAAGGUAGUAACAGCUUUGAUUCACAGACCUUGGAGCCUUAGCCAUACAGGAGAUGGGAAACCACGCUUUGAUACUUACUGGAAACAUUCCAUAUUUGUAAUAGUGGACAUUUUGCUCGAUUGGAGCAUGCAUAAUAUCUUAUGGUACCUGUGUGGAAUUUCAGCUUUCCUUGUGCAAAAGGAUUUUGUAUCCCCGAACUACUUGAAGAAGUGGUCAGCUAAAGGAAUCCAGGUUGUUGGUUGGACUGUUAAUACCUUUGAUGAAAAAAAUUACUACAAAUCCCAUCUUGGUUCCAGCUACAUCACCGACAGCAUGUUGGAGGACUGUGAACCUCACUUCUAGACUUUUACCCAGGGGAGGAAACACGGGUUCAGAAACUACCAGUGGCCCCAUGUAGGGAUUUCAAAAUACCCUUUGUGUUAGCCCAGGCCCUGGGGGGUAGGGUGGCUCACACAAGCAAUAGUUGUUAAUUUCAUUUUUACCUGAACCAAAGCAAAACCCAGUGUUGCCACCAUGCUCCAUGGAAUGCCUAAGUUCAACACUGUUGCUCUUGAAAAUCUGGGUCUGAAAAAAGGCACAACAGCCCCACCCUGACCUACCUGAAAGUAUACACAGGGACCCAGUGAGGAUAAGCACAGAUUGAGUCAUGCAAUUUGGGGAUGCAGAUGUAAAUGCAUGAGGCAUGCAUCAUCGCUCAAGAGUUGACAUUUUAAAACUUGCCACACUCAAGUAUUUUACUUAUUUCAAAUAUCUGUAUUCAGCCAUGUUAACAAGGUACUGUAGAUGUCAAACUUGAGGCCAUACUAAUAAAAGCAUUACAAGGAGCGCUAAAGGAAAACUGUCCCAAGCAUCAUAUCCUGAGGCAUAAGGAAUUUGAGGAAGCUGCUUUGUGUAAUCCAGUGAAGAUUCAAUGUGCAGCCACCAAAAUUGUAGGAAAGUCUUGAAACCGAUCUGAGGAUUUAUGGUAUUCUGAAUUAAGUGCUACAAACCACCAGGUGGCAGAGUUGCACUUUUCCAGGCUUAUUAAGUAACUCUAACAGAUGAUUCUAGAAAAUUAGAACUGGAAGAAACUUCCAAGAACAUUUAGGCUAAUCCUCAUUUUACAAAUGAGAAAAAACUAAAACCUGUGGAAGGGAAGGAGUUGCCUCAAAAAUCACACAGCUUAUGAUAGCAGAGCCUGAUCUCAUGAUAACUACAAUUUCUUGUUUACAACUGGCCAGGAACUGUAUAAGUGGUUUAAUAGGCAUUAUCUUAUCCAACCCUCACAAAAAUCUUAUGGAGAUGUUAACAUUCUUUUUACUGAUGAGGAAACUGAGGCACUGCCUAGUUAAAGUCACAACCAAGGUCUCUGAGUCUGUGGUACAAUUGUUAUUCCAAUACAGGUUCAUCUGCCUCUGGAUCCACUGUUCUUAACCACUCACCAGGUCUGCCCAACUCUGUGCUCUUUCCCACAUGAACUUCCAGGUUUUUAUUACAAACUUAAGUAACAAUAUUUAAGUUGAAUUUUUUAAAAAUGGCAAUGCUGUCUGUCUCUAGCUCACCCCUUCCCACCUUUGAAUCCCAUCUGUAGCCGUUAUCCCAGGCCCACAUCUUAGCCAUGGCUUCCAUCUUCCAUUCCUCCAGUGGGUCACCAGCCUCACACACACUUGCAGGGGCCAGGCAGUGAGAGUUUUGAAAGACCACCAGUCUACUCGGCUAGGUGUCAAUGAGAAGUGAGAACUGAUCAAUGAGAACUGAUUUUUUCCAACAGUUAGUGUUGGCAGGGACACAAUAGAUGGGGCUAAGCACAUUUUCAAUCAACACUUACAAAGAAAUUUUCUUUAAUUUUAAAAUUAAAAACAAAGAUUUGUUCAUUGAACAAAUGUCUAAACUGCAUGCACUUCCAUGCCACAUUAUGAGUAGAGUGAAAAGGUGGAGGAAAAAGUGACAAAUCUGUAGACUGAAUUCAGCCCUGGGGUACCUUCUGAGAGUGCACAGGCAACUGACAGGGAAAGGUUUCUCUUGGUGGCAGUAUUGAGUUAAUAACAUCCUUUUUGUUGUGUGAAGACCUCUAGACAGCCAGGACUUCUCUAUCUCUUGACCUUCAUCCCAAAUUCAUUUUGCCCUUGAUUUAGCUAAGCCAAAUUAAGGAUUUGGGUCCUAUGCUAAAGUAGUCUCAGCUUUGAACAGUGGAGAAUUCAGAAGAUGAUAUAAGGUGUUAAUAACUAGUAAUAUUAACAGUUAUUAAGUACUUCCUUGGAAGACUUAGUAUAGGGUUAAAAACAGGAUUUGGAUCAUAGAAAAUGCCAAGUCUGAAUUUCUGAUGAACAACUUACUAGCUGUAUGACCUUGGGCAAGUUACUUAAUUUAUCUGUAAAACAGGUAGAAUUUGUACCAACUCAAAGGGUGGGUGUGAUUAAAUGAAAGAGUAAAAGAGUAAAAUAUUUGUUAAUUAACAUUUAUUGACUGCCUACCAUGUACUAGACACUUUUAAAUGUUUUCCAUGUAUAGUAUUUAGUCUUUGCAACAAUAAAGUGAGGUAGAUACCAUUGCAAUCCCAUUUUAUAGUAAAGGUUAAAUAAUUUGGCCAAAGUUACAUAGCAGUGAUAGAAUAUGGAUUUGGACUUAGAAUAAGGAUUCUGGAAUUUGAUCACUUAGGUGAGCCCAUACUCUUAACCAUUGUUAACAUCAUUGCUCCUGACAAGGACUCAAAAAA